CUCGCCAACGGAAAACACAUAAGAUUUGCUUGCAGUGAGCACCGGAGAAUAAUCAAAAUCAAAUCAAAAAUCAGAGAUAUGAUAAAAGAUAUUGGAUCAUUUUCCGACGAGAAAUUCGACGCUAAGAAAUGGAUAAACAAUGCCUGCCAGUCACGUCAUCCAGAGGAUCCAUUAGAUACUUGCUUAAUCGAUCUCGAAACUAGCUUACAAGACGUUUCCGAACAGAUCGCUAAAUCUCUUGAGGAACAGAGCUCCGCCGCUAUCCUCCGUGUCCCACGCGCCACACGUGACGUCAUCCGUAUCCGUGAUGACGCUCUUUCUCUUCGUCAGUCUGUUGCUUCUAUUCUCCUCAAGCUUAAAAAAGCGGAAGGUUCAUCAGCAGAAUCAAUAGCUACCCUUGCUAAAGUUGAUAUAGUCAAGCGGAGAAUGGAAGAUGCUUACGAAACACUUCAGGAUGCUGCGGGUUUGACUCAAUUAAGCUCCACAGUUGAGGAUGUUUUUGCCAGUAAUGAUCUUCCUCGUGCAGCAGAAACCUUGGCCAACAUGAGGCAUUGCUUGACUGCUGUUGGAGAGGUUGCAGAAUUUGCCAAUAUUAGAAAGCAGCUUGAAGUCUUAGAGGACAGACUGGAUUCAAUGGUACAACCCCGUCUAACAGAUGCAAUAACCAAUCGCAAGGUUAAUGUGGCCCAAGAUUUGCGUGAGAUACUCAUUCGCAUCGGAAGAUACAAGUCCUUGGAGAAUCACUAUACUAAAGUUCAUUUGAAGCCUAUUAGGAAGCUUUGGGAGGAUUAUGAAUUAAAACAACAACGUACUAAGACUGGUAUCGAGAGAAAUCAAGUUGAAAGUAUUUUGAGUUCCCACGAUUAUCAAUCAAGUUCGCCUACAGUUUCAUUUCCCAGUUGGCUGCCCAGUUUUUAUGAUGCAUUAUCCCUUUAUCUUGAACAAGAAUGGAAAUGGUCUAUGCUUGCUUUUCCAGAAGAUUACAAGACUCUUGUUCCAAAGCUAUUAAUUGAAGCAAUGGUGGCUGUGGGUGCCAGCUUUGUUUCUCGCAUCAACCUCGCAACAGGAGAUGUAGUUCCCGAAACCAGAGCAUUAGCCAAAGGUGUAUUAGAUAUCUUAUCUGGAGAUAUGCCAAAAGGCGUAAAAGUGCAGACUAAGCAUUUGGAUGCGUUAAUUGAUCUACACAGUAUGACCGGCAGUUUUGCAAGAGAUGUGCAACACCUUUUUGGAGAAUCAGAUCUCAAUGUUUUGAGGGAUACUCUCAAGGCAAUCUACCUUCCUUAUGAAUCAUACAAGCAAAGGUAUGGACAAAUGGAGCGUGUUACCCUCUCAGCUGAGAUUUCAGCUAUUGAUCUGAGAGGUGCUGUGACUCGUGGUGUUGGAGCACAAGGGAUUGAACUUAGUGAAACCGUUAGAAGAAUGGAAGAAUCAGUGCCACAAGUCAUUGUACUUCUUGAAGCAUCUGUAGACAGAUGCAUCAGCUUUACUGGUGGCUCAGAAGCUGAUGAACUCGUUCUUGCUCUUGAUGAUGUCAUGUUACAAUUUAUUUCAACCCUUCAAGAAAUCCUUAAAACCCUAAGAGUUGUAUGCGGGGUUGAUAUUGCCCAUGAUGGCAUUGGUUCAAAGAAGGAAACAGGAUCAGAUAAAAAGGAAUCUCGUAAAUCCGAGUUGUCAAGUGAGGAAGAGUGGUCUUAUGUCCAGAGUGCACUACAGAUACUCACGGUUGCAGAUUGCCUGUCAAACAGAUCUGCAGUUUUUGAAGCUUCCUUGAGAGCUACACUUGCUAGAUUGAACACAAACUUAUCUUCUGCAGUUUUUGGCUCUAGUAUUGACCCAAAUUCAUCGCAUGAGACUGUUGAUGGAAAUGGAGAUUUAUCUAUGGCUGGAAGGGCUGCAUUAGAUGUAGCAGCAUUAAGGCUCUUUGAUGCUCCAGAGAAAGCACGGAAGCUUUUUAAUCUGUUGGAGCAGUCAAAAGAUCCACGGUUCCAUGCACUUCCAGUUGCAUCUCAAAGAGUUUCAGCAUUCGUGGACGCAGUAAAUGAACUUGUAUACGAUGUCCUCAUAUCCAAAGUAAGAAAGCAGUUUAAUGGCGUUUCAAAUUUGGCCAUCUGGUCUGCUGUGGAGGAACAAACUGCUUUUCACCUUCCGAGCUUUAGUGCAUAUGCUCAAGCAUAUGUGACAACUGUGGGUGAAUACCUUCUCACUUUACCCCAGCAGUUGGAGCCACUAGCUGAGAGCAUUUCUAACAAUGAUGCUAAUGCCGAGGAGGCCCAAUUUUUUGCAACAGAAUGGAUGUUUAAGGUUGCGGAAGGUGCUGCGGCUCUAUUUAUGGAGCAACUGAGAGGUAUCCAGUACAUAACAGAACGGGGAGCACAACAGCUAUCAGUAGAUAUAGAGUACUUGAGUAAUGUGUUGUCAGCAUUGUCAAUGCCCAUCCCUCCCAUCCUAGCUACAUUUUACACUUGCCUAUCGACCCCAAGAGAUCAACUCAAAGAUGUCAUUAAAACUGAUUCAGAAAGUCUUGAUCUCCCUACAGCCAACCUUGUUUGCAAAAUGCGACGUGUAAAUUUGGAAUGAUAGGUAGGGAACAAGAUGCAUGUUGUACCAUUUUCGCUUCUUAGGUAGCAUGAGGAGUUUUGGUAUGAGAUAACUACAAUUUUAACUUUAUAUUUCUUCCUAUAUAUUUUUAUAUACUUGAAUGUAGUUAUGAAAUUUUUAGGUUUUUUGGAGUACGAGAGUACAAUAUACCUGCAAAAGUUCGAUGUA
This is a messenger RNA of Erigeron canadensis, 2766 nucleotides long. Its product is annotated as conserved oligomeric Golgi complex subunit 7. Gene Ontology annotation, cellular component: COG complex. The transcript is spliced from 10 exons. Gene Ontology annotation, biological process: Golgi organization; intracellular protein transport; retrograde vesicle-mediated transport, Golgi to endoplasmic reticulum. The coding region runs from base 79 to 2577 and encodes 832 amino acids. The record is from RefSeq and is a predicted model, not a curated record. Lineage: Eukaryota; Viridiplantae; Streptophyta; Magnoliopsida; Asterales; Asteraceae.